Aplysia californica (California sea hare) is the source of this 1296-nucleotide messenger RNA. RefSeq names its product proteasome inhibitor PI31 subunit. Gene Ontology annotation, molecular function: endopeptidase inhibitor activity; proteasome binding. Gene Ontology annotation, biological process: proteasome-mediated ubiquitin-dependent protein catabolic process. NCBI's taxonomy places the organism in Eukaryota, Metazoa, Mollusca, Gastropoda, Aplysiida, Aplysiidae. The record is from RefSeq and is a predicted model, not a curated record.
UCAGUGGGAAAACCCGAUCAUGAUUUCGUUGUUUUGAUGGUAACAAAAUUCGAAAGUGAAACAUCAAUGUAUUGACAGCAUAUCUAGAUUUUGUACUGUCUCAGUUUUGUUUCUCCCUGGGUUUAAAGUUCAGCUGAAGAGUAUGGCAUCGCCUGGCUUUGAGUUAUUAUACUCAAGCGUUGCACAGCAGGUCAGGUCUGCAGAUGAUGCUUCAAUAGUUGCUGUUCACUGGAACUUGAUUUCGAACGGCUUCAAGUGCUGUGGAACCGGAGAGGUGUGGCCAGAUCAACAGAAUGCAAACAUCAGUGGCAGUGAAGCUAUGCCUGCAGGUUGGAAUAGUGAUGCCACACUGUAUGCUCUCAGAUACGUGGAACCAACCUCCAACAGGACUUACCUGAUGAAAGCUUUGGCUAUGGAUGGCAAUUUGAUGCUUAACCUUGUUCGUUGCUUUGAUGAGAAGGCAGCGAGUGUAACCAUCAGGUCAAGAGACUAUGUCAAUGAGGACAUGUCAACGUCAUCAAGCACUUACAGUAAUUUGUCUGGACUGAACUCAUCCCUCACCAACGACUUGGUCAACAAGGUGACAGGAACCGGUCCGGGUGGCACGUCACAAGGGACAUCACCGCCGGCAGCUUCUACAGACCAGCAGCGACGAGAUGACCAUCCAGGGAGGUCACCCCUAUUGGAAGACCCACGGAGGGGCCCGGGGGCAGGGGGUCUAGGAUACAUGCCGCCCCGCCAACCCUUCAGUGGUUCUAUUCCUCCGGGAGCCCGGUUUGACCCGCUCGGCCCACCGGGAACACGACCAGGACCCGACCCAGAUCACGAGAGACCACCUGACAACUAUGACGACAUGUUCAUGUGAUCUCUGAGGCUGUUGGAGGAGUCGCUAGUUUUGUACAAUUAUAAAAUAAAAUAUGUGGCACGGCGCAGUGGAAUUAGGCACUCGCCGAUUUUGGGACAUAUGGACUUAUUGAUAUCAUCUUAAAGUCUGUCCAUUUGCCUUGCUUUGAAUGAAAAAAAUAUCCAUUUAUCUUGGAUACAAGUCAAGAUAUUGGCGAUUGAAGGAGGUAGAGGUCGCCUGGUUUCAGAGGUAUAAUUAGCGAGAAAAUGACCGUCACAGUUGGGUUAUUUCUUUAGCUUGAGAGUCCAUGGAAACUGAAAAUUAAUGGUUUUUCCUGCCUUUAAUUAGCGUUUUUCAGUAAACUCCACACAGAAAUGUGUUCUUUAAUGAGCAUGAAAGGUGUUGAGCCAAAAAUUAAAAAUUAGAUAAAAAUUCCCCAACCUGCUGAAAAA